AUGUCCGACCCAGAGCUCCCUGACUUCCAGACCAUACUGGAGCUUUACAAGUCGCGCGCAGCAGAGGGGCGAUCUGAAUUCGAUGCAUCGCUCCGGCGCUGGGUAGAGAAAGGUUGCAAGGGCAACGGCCCCCAGGUAGACUUCAAUUAUGUCUCAUUCCACUACCUUAACAGCGACUAUCCUUUGCUUCUUGAGGAACUCAGGCUCCACGAGAUCUGGUAUCAAGUGAUUCAAGUCUUCAAGCAUACAGAUGAAUGCCAUGAAGCUCAACAGAGGCUGGUGUUAAGUCUCGUGGCCCUGAGAGAGACGGGAUACUUGCCUCUCCCCCCCCUUGGGGAUGGCAGCCCUCGAAGCGAUUCCUUCUCUGACGGGCGAAGGCUCUGGCCUGAGUUCCCACUCUUCAGCCCAGCUCUGAUUGAGGAAUACACCACACGCUACUGGGACAAGAGCCAUUACGACGACGUCCAGCGCGAGAACAUGGCUGCGGCUAUUGGCCGCCUCUUGUCCAUUGGCAUCUAUGACGGCCCGGCCCUCGUUGCGCUCUCGCUGUUCCGCGAAGUCCUCGAGACCGAUCGACCACUCCUUCCAGCGAGUGCGGACACAGAUGGCCAGCAAGAGGUCCCUAUAUCCGUCGAACAAGGGAUUAAAUUUGCUUCCAAUGUUUCAGGGUACGCGGAGAACGGUUUGAUUCUCCUGGCCAGCAAUAGGUGUGGCGCUGCCACCUCGGUGCCGCACCUGAACUAUGCUGAUUUCCCGGACCUGUCGGCUCCUGGAGAGCUCGCCAUCAAGUCUGGCCUUGUCUCGUCCGAUCUCCGCGGGUACAGCCCUGGGCGCUGGGCGUUUUGGAAGAAGCGCGUCGAGGAGCUAUCGGCCUUUGAGGGGUCGACCCUUGCGGAAAGCGACAAGGCUGAGAAUGGGGGAUCAUGGGCAACACUCUCCGGUCAUGCGGAUUUUAUCAUCUCUGCAUUGGGGGAGGCGGAACGAAGUACCCAGUUUCUAGAGCACAUGUAG
Clonostachys solani is the source of this 1011-nucleotide messenger RNA. The record is from the annotation of a GenBank genome assembly. NCBI's taxonomy places the organism in Eukaryota, Fungi, Ascomycota, Sordariomycetes, Hypocreales, Bionectriaceae.